AUGGGGAUCUCCACAGUCAUCCUUGAAAUAUGUCUUUUAUGGGGUCAAGUUCUAUCUACAGCAACAUCAACAGUGAGCGACACCAGAGAAACUGCUUUUCGGGAGACACAGACACUCAGCUCUGUUUCUGAAUCAGAUCUUCCCAGAACACGUGAUCCGUGGCUUCUCCACACCACAGAUGAUGGGUGGCCGGGCAAUGGAGGUGACCGGUGUCAGGGCCAGGUGGAGCUCCUGUACCAAGGCUGCUGGGACACCGUGUGUGACGACAGCUGGGACGCCCGGGAUGCAGACGUUGUUUGCCCACAGCUCGGCUGCGGCCAUUCACUGCCGGCCCCGGGUGGGACCCAGUGGGACCCACCCGGUCAGGGCUCAGGGGACGUUCUCGUGGGCACCGUGCACUGCUUGGGAAGGGAGCAACCCCUGCCCGCCCAGUUGCCCCACAGCGGGUGGUGCGACCGUGAACGUGGCCACGGGGAGCAUGCUGGAGUCGGGCGCUCAGCUUCCCGGCCCCAGUCCACGCUCCUGCCGGAGCUUUGGGAGAGUGCAUUUUCCCGUCUCCUUCCAGGAACUGAAUCAGGUUUGGCCCUGAGGCUGGUGAAUGGAGGUGACAGGUGUCAGGGCCGCGUGGAGGUCCUGUACCGAGGCUCCUGGGGCACCGUGUGUGACGACGGCUGGGACACCAACGACGCCAACGUGGUCUGCAGGCAGCUGGGCUGUGGCUGGGCCACGUCGGCCCCAGGAAAUGCCCGGUACGGUCAGGGCUCAGGGCCCAUCAUCCUGGACGACGUGGGCUGCUCGGGGCACGAGAGCUACCUGUGGAGCUGCCCUCACAGUGGCUGGAACACACACAACUGUGGACACAGCGAGGACGCCAGUGUCGUCUGCUCAGGUGACAGGCCCCAGUCCACGCUCCUGCCAGGUUGGUGGACUUCCGCAACUCCUGCCUAUGGAACUGAAUCAGGUUUGGCCCUGAGGCUGGUGAAUGGAGGUGACAGGUGUCAGGGCCGCGUGGAGGUCCUGUACCGAGGCUCCUGGGGCACCGUGUGUGACGACGGCUGGGACACCAACGACGCCAACGUGGUCUGCAGGCAGCUGGGCUGUGGCUGGGCCACGUCGGCCCCAGGAAAUGCCCGGUACGGUCAGGGCUCAGGGCCCAUCAUCCUGGACGACGUGGGCUGCUCGGGGCACGAGAGCUACCUGUGGAGCUGCCCUCACAGUGGCUGGAACACACACAACUGUGGACACAGCGAGGACGCCAGUGUCGUCUGCUCAGGUGACAGGCCCCAGUCCACGCUCCUGCCAGGUUGGUGGACUUCCGCAACUCCUGCCUAUGGAACUGAAUCAGGUUUGGCCCUGAGGCUGGUGAAUGGAGGUGACAGGUGUCAGGGCCGCGUGGAGGUCCUGUACCGAGGCUCCUGGGGCACCGUGUGUGACGACGGCUGGGACACCAACGACGCCAACGUGGUCUGCAGGCAGCUGGGCUGUGGCUGGGCCACGUCGGCCCCAGGAAAUGCCCGGUACGGUCAGGGCUCAGGGCCCAUCAUCCUGGACGACGUGGGCUGCUCGGGGCACGAGAGCUACCUGUGGAGCUGCCCUCACAGUGGCUGGAACACACACAACUGUGGACACAGCGAGGACGCCAGUGUCGUCUGCUCAGGUGACAGGCCCCAGUCCACGCUCCUGCCAGGUUGGUGGACUUCCGCAACUCCUGCCUAUGGAACUGAAUCAGGUUUGGCCCUGAGGCUGGUGAAUGGAAGUGACAGGUGUCAGGGCCGCGUGGAGGUCCUGUACCGAGGCUCCUGGGGCACCGUGUGUGACGACAGCUGGGACACCAACGACGCCAACGUGGUCUGCAGACAGCUGGGCUGUGGCCGGGCCACGUCGGCCCCAGGAAAUGCCCGGUACGGUCAGGGCUCUGGGCCCAUCAUCCUGGACGACGUGGGCUGCUCGGGGCACGAGAGCUACCUGUGGAGCUGCCCUCACCGUGGCUGGAACACACACAACUGUGGACACAGUGAGGACGCCAGUGUCGUCUGCUCAGCUGCACAGAUCAGUUCUACUACCCCAGAUCCUGUUUACAACCUCACCCGCCCAGCCACAAAUUAUACCUGCGGAGGCUUCCUGUCCCAAUCUUCAGGGAGCUUCUUCAGCCCAUUCUACCCUGGGAACUAUCCAAACAACGCCAAGUGUGUGUGGGACAUUGAAGUUCAAAACAACUACCGUGUGACUGUGGUCUUCAGAGAUGUCCAGCUUGAAGGCGGCUGUAACUACGAUUAUAUUGAAGUGUUUGACGGCCCUUACCACAGUUCCCCUCUGCUCGCCCGGGUUUGUGAUGGGGCAAGGGGCUCCUUCACCUCGUCGUCCAACUUCAUGUCCAUUCGCUUCAUCAGCGAUGGCAGCGUCACGAAGAGAGGGUUCCAGGCUGAAUACUACUCCAGACUUUUCAAUGGGAGCACAAAGCUGCUUUGCCUGCAGAAUCACAUGCGAGCCAGCGUGAGCGUGGGCUACCUCCUGUCCCUGGGCUACUCUGCCAGAGACCUUGUCAUUCCCGGCUGGAACAGGAACUACCAGUGUCAGCCCCAGAUUGCUUCGAGCCAGGUGACCUUCACAGUUCCCUACUCCGGCUGUGGCACCAUCCAGCAGGUGGAUAAUGAUACCAUCACCUACUCCAACUUCCUCAAAGCAGCUGUUUCGAGUGGCAUCAUCAAGAGGAGGAAGGACCUCCUCAUUCACAUCAGCUGCAAAAUGCUCCAGAACACCUGGGUUAACACGAUGUACAUUGCUAAUGACACCCUCGAGAUCAAGAACAUACAAUACAGCAAUUUUGACGUGAACAUUUCCUUUUAUACAUCCCCUUCAUUCUUAUAUCCCGUGACCAGCAGCCCAUACUAUGUGGACCUGAACCAGGAUUUGUACCUUCAGGCUGAAAUCCUCCAUUCUAACGCCUCCCUGGCCUUAUUUGUGGACACCUGUGUGGCGUCACCAGAUCCCAAUGACUUUACAUCUUUGACUUAUGAUCUCAUCCGGAGUGGGUGUGUGAAGGAUGAAACCUACCAAUCCUACCAGCAGCCCUCACCCAACGUCCUCCGCUUCAAGUUCAGUUCCUUCCACUUCCUGAGCCGCUUCCCUUCCGUGUACCUGCAGUGCAAGAUGGUCGUGUGCAGGGCGUACGAUGCCUCGUCCCGCUGCAGCAGAGGCUGCAUCGUGAGGGCCAAGAGGGGCGUGGGCUCCUACCAGGAGAAGGUGGAUGUCGCCCUGGGACCCAUCCUGCUGCAGGUCCCGCACGCUGAGAAGAGGAGCCUGGACCGGCCAGAGGUUGAACCUGGAAGAGAGGCCAUGCGCAGGGGAGCUACCACAGUGCCACCAUCCUUGCUGGGGUCUUCCUGGUCGUGCUCUUGGCCGUAGCAGCCUUCGCACUGGGGAGGAGCACCCGUUGGUGUCCGUUGGCCUGCUCUGAGCUCUAGGAUGUGAAGCAGGGAACCACACGCGAUGCUCGGACGCAGGGCCCCCCGCUCCUGAGCCCGUACGAGGAGGGGAGAACCAGUGUCCAGAGCUUGGCACCCAGAGCACCCAACUCUGGCCCAGGCGCACAGUGGUGGGUGGAGGUGGGGGUGAGAAAGAUGGGAGCAGGGUUUCCCAGAAACACAGACUUGGUGCCGGGACAAAGCGUCAGGCAAGCAGGUGCUGGAACCUAAAAUCCCACGUGAAGCAGUGAGCCGCACACUAGGAGCGGCAGCGCUUGUUGUAGAUAGAAUUUCUUUUCUGACUUUUUAUGAACCAGCUUCUUUGGCCUGUAGUGUAUAUCUUAGCCUUUUCUUAUUAUAGGACAAGCCAAAUAAAGAACUUUU
Molecule: messenger RNA, 3848 nt
Organism: Balaenoptera musculus (blue whale)
Lineage: Eukaryota; Metazoa; Chordata; Mammalia; Artiodactyla; Balaenopteridae
Gene: DMBT1
Product: deleted in malignant brain tumors 1
Cellular component (GO): membrane
Source: RefSeq, a predicted model, not a curated record